Molecule: messenger RNA, 2598 nt
Organism: Clarias gariepinus (North African catfish)
Lineage: Eukaryota; Metazoa; Chordata; Actinopteri; Siluriformes; Clariidae
Gene: stard14
Product: START domain containing 14
Exons: 6
Coding region: 694-1512 (272 amino acids)
Molecular function (GO): lipid binding
Source: RefSeq, a predicted model, not a curated record
AAUGGGGGGGGGGGUGAUUGAUACUGUACAUGAGGUCAGAAGUCUAGGAAGUACGUUAUCUUUAAAAUGUGUGGUAUACCUCACAGCUGAAACGAGGAAAGCUGUGUAAAAGGUAAAAGUAUGUUAUAAAAUGUAACGUAGUGGAGUUGGGUAAUUCUCCAACAGGGCCAUCCCUCAGUCUUAUCAGUCCGCCUGUACGCCGUUCCUCUCCGUCGGUUUCGGUUGAUGAAUAGCGCACAGCGCUUCACAGAUCACCGCGAGUUUACUUCCGGAACGCAAACACUCGAGCUAAUUGGUGCGUAAGCCAGUAUCACUGACUACACCCACUGACUACAUCAAAACUCAGUGGACACGCCUUACAUGAGGAGGAAGUCAGAAGUGGCCGUAGUCUACCCAUAAAAGUGACACAUUACACUGCAGACUGGGUAAAGUUCUUUUUUGUAGGUCGUGAGAAGCCUCAGUGUGUUGUAUCCAGUGCUAGCUGCGUGUCACAGUCUACACCUGUGUGAAGCCCGGAAGUCGUGAUAACCAGCGGAACAGUGAAAGCGCGUGAGGAACUUGAGCGUCUCGGACAAGGAGGAUACACACCGAGUCUGUCGCCUCGUGUCCAGCACCGUGUGAAAGUGUUUAAAGAAAAGAGCACUCGCAGAUCAUUUGCUGCUUGUUUUGGAGAUUUUAGGUCCACUUUAAGCCAUGUCUUUUGGCUCGGAAAUUAUCCCAGGUGAGGCGUCUUUCUCUGACUUUAGGAGACAGUGUCUGGCGACGGAGAACUGGCUGAACAAGUACAAUAAGAACGGCAUGGAGGUGUGGGUCGAAGUGCCUCCUCUAAACAACUCGCCUCAAGGGAACAAAAACCACUACUCCAAAGUGCACAAAGUCAAGUGUAAGAUAGCUAUAAACGACGUGUCCGCUGCUACCAUGUACGAUGUUCUUCAUGACAACAAAUAUAGAAAAACAUGGGACCCUGCAAUGCUUGAGAGCUUUGAAAUCGCCCGCCUCGGCCCCAAUGCUGAUGUGGGCUACUAUUCAUGGAUCUGUCCUAAACCACUGAAAAACCGAGACGUAAUUACCGUCCGCUCUUGGCAUGCCUCUGAAGAUGAAUACAUUAUUGUCAACUACUCUGUCAAGCAUCCGAAAUACCCUCAACGUAAAGACUUGGUGAGAGCUGUCUCUAUUCUGACAGGUUAUCUGGUGAAACCAACAGGGCCCAACAGCUGCACCUUCAUUUAUCUCUCGCAAGCAGAUCCUAAAGGUUCUCUUCCUAAGUGGGCAGUAAACAAGGCAACUCAGGUCCUAGCACCCAGAGUAAUGAAAAGUGUGUAUAAGGCGGGUCAAAACUACGCUGCCUGGAAGGCCCAGAACUCCCCAGAACAUAAGCCAUGGCUCUACCCUAUCCAGAGUGAACUUCCCAUGAUGGACCCGGCUGAGCUGAGCAUCCAACGGGCAGACUCACUGGAGAAUGUGGACGAGACCUCUACUCGAGAUGCCGCAGAGAACGAGGAUAGCAGCUGAAAGAUGGCUAAUGAGUUGAAGAAAUGGACAUUUACAGUACCUUUUAAGCUUCCAGUUUCUGUCACGUAGUUGGUGCUGUUCAGGCGUAUUGGUUCCCUUUUUUUUUUUUUUGAAGAGCAAAAAAGGUUAUAGACCUUGUGGUAUAAAUCUGUGGUAUAGCAUUAAGUUGUACUUGCCACAUAGUUUUACAUAAUGCAAAAUCAUUUAAAGACUGGGCAUGGAUUAUAACCAUGUAAUCAGUUGAAAUUAAAAAGUGGGAAAGUUUGUUCUUUCAAAGGGGGAAAAGUCAAGCGAAAAUGUUUUGGCAAUAGAUUAAAUGCUUUAAUUUUAAAUUUUUUAAAUGAAGGGAAGUGAAUGGGUUGUAUUUUUUUUUUUCUCCAAAAAGGUAAAUUAUUUUAUUAAAUUAUAAAGUGUUAAGAUUUUUAUUUAUCUCUUUAACUGUUUUAAUAAAACUUGAACACUGCGGAACAGUAAGAAGGUUAUGUGGACUAAUGAAGGGAGUUCAAGAGACCUCUAUAGUUUUUUUUUUUUUUUUGUACACCUUGUCUGAGUGUCGUAGAACAGUGAACUUGAUUUUCCAUGACUGUCGAGAAGUUUAGCGAUUAGUGUUGCUAUGAUUGCAUGACAUGUUUAUCAUGGCAGAUUUAUUUAUUACUUGUAUACUUUUUUUUUGGAUUAGUGCUUCCUAGCUAUUGUAAGAUACAAUUUUUUUUUAAUGCUCUGACUUGCAUUACUCAGCAAAUGUCUGGAAAUAUUUUUUUUGCACGUGUUUACAUAAACACAUGCAUGGCAUGAGGCAAGGGUAAGACUGAUAACACUGGUUUACACAAAUGCAAGAGCUUGGUGACAAAUAAUGUAUUAUCUUGUGUACACAAACACUGUGAUGUCCCUUUAUAUUGUUUUGUCACAGGAGUAGAUGUUCCCUACUAAUUUUAAUCUGUACACAAAAAGGAGAAUAGAAUAUUUUUCUUUGUUGCUCAUAGUUUUAUCUAUUUCUUUUUAAGUGUACUGCAUCUAACAUGUUCUCAAGAUAUGAUUGUAAAGAUUACAAGGAUAUUUAAAAAUAAACCAAUCAGUUAAGAUUUA